AUGGGAACACAGAGCUCUCAGCGACAAACUCAAGCCCGAGGUCGAGCCAUCUGCCGUACAUGCAAAAGCUGCCGUCAGAAAAAGGUAAAAUGUGAUGGCCAACAUCCAAAGUGCGGCACGUGUCGUAGGAAAAAUCAAGACUGCGAAUAUCCGAGGGAUGGAAGAAAAACAGCCGUGCGAGCCAAAAAGGAAGACAUAAAAUCGCUCGAAGAACAAGUUGAAGAACUAAAGGGUCAGAUUCGCCGACGGGCCACAGUAGAAAACGCUUCGAGCACGGAUAACAUCCAUCCUCAUGAGACCUUAGAUCAUUCCAACUCGGGGUCUAGGUGUUCUAGGGGCUGCCCAAAUGAACCCAAGUGCGAUCAAAGCUUACAGGACCAACUUACCUGUCAGAAUAAUGGGGGGAAAACAUGCCCUGAUCCAGAUCCUUUGGAUGGCCGUCAAAUACAAGUCUAUGGUGCUACAAGUCUACUACCUAGUUACCUGGAAGCUCCGGCCGAUUGCCAGACCAAAGAAAACAACGAAGACUCAUUCUUGAGAAGCAUUACCCGAGAUCGACUCAUUGCCUUCUCGGCAAUUAUUAGACAGAAGGAGACUAUAAUUUACUCCACACCCAGUAUCGCAGCGAACAUCGAUUUUGACGGCGCUUCCGUAGACAUGGCAAUGCAUCUCCUGGAGUUGCAUUGGAAUCGGCUGCAUUUUAUGUAUCUUCUGACAUAUCGCCCCCUGAUUAUGGACAGUCUCUUCAACAACGGGCCUUACAUGAACAAGCUGCUUUUGAACGCUAUCUAUUUGCAAAGCAGUCUAUACAGUGAUCGAGUAUCUUUGCGCUCGGGCCCCGAUGACUCUCGAACAAUGGGCAUGGCGUUCUACGACCGAUUUAAAACCCUACUCAUCCACUACGUUGACAAGCCUAGUCUACCCACUGUCGUCGCGCUACUAACUUGCGGUGCUUGCCUGCUACAAUACGGCAAACAAAGCGCUAGUUGGGUUUAUUGUGGUAUGGCAUAUAGGAUGAUAAUUGACCUUGGGUAUCAUUUGGAGGAUCCAAGGUCUUCUCAAGGUCGUGAAGAUGCCAGACUCUCGGCCUUGGAUAAGGAGGUCAGAAGGAGGGUCUACUGGGGAGCAUAUGCUAAUGACAAAUUCCAGUCCUUGUACCUGGGCCGUCCUCCAGGGCUUCAGCAAUCUCAUAGCAAUGUACCCCGCGAUUUGUUUGACUCUUAUGAAGAGUUAGAAGAAUGGAAACCGUACAUCGAUCCCCAAGCUAGACUUGAUGACAUCAGUGUCCCAGUUUACCCAGGCCGGCCGUCAUAUGCUCUCAGCACAUUUCAAUGCUUACUUCAGCUCUCGGUUAUUACGGAAGCAAUCAUAAGCGCGUUCUAUUCGACUAAGGAUGCUAAGGCACCAGAGCAUGAUCUUUUGCAAAGCAGACAAACAGUCAAAGCACAACUAGAUCGUUGGAGAGAGACCCUUCCAGCGCAUCUACUGUUCGACCCAAAAAGGGAUGAAACACCUCCGCCACACCAAAUGACACUAUACACAACAUAUUGGACCCUGGUCAUCCUGACUGAGCAGCCGUUUCUCGCCCGUGGUCAUUUCGAGUUCACCGCAAUCCCGGAAUUGCAAAACGAAUUAAAGAAGAAGUGUAUCGAAGCAUCUCUCGAAAUUCGAGACCUCAUUGAAGCGUACAGAAAGGCAUUUUCGCUUAGACGCGCCCAAUACGGUAUUUCAUACGCGAUGUAUAGCGCAGUUAUUGUUCUGCUUCAGCACACUGACCAAGAUUGUGAUGAAUACACUGAAGCUAUCCGAUUCUUCUGGCUUGCAUUGUUGGAAUACCAGAAUGGAUGUGGCCAUGGACUGAAAGGGCCGCUCAGGCUGCUCAAAUCACUCAUGCGUCGGGUUGAAAAGGUAGUGAAGCGCAUGGAUAUCGACCACCCAGGUACUACUGAAUCGCUGGCUUCCAAUGAUACCCAGUUUGGAAUCGAGGCUAUACUACCGACAGAGACCUUCGAGCAAGGGGAAGCUUGGAGCGAAUCCUGGCUCAAUGUCGAGACUGACGAUUUGUUCUUGGCCGAUGACACUAUAUUUGGCUUCUUCGCACAAGAAUAAUCAACACGUCUCCUAGUAUGUUAUGGACUUUUCACGGGGUGGCAUCUAUAGACUCCAUGAGGAGAACCGGUUACUUAUAUAUCUGUUGUCGCGUGGCUCUCGUGGCCUUUAAUAAUUGGCCUAAUCCUCUCAGUAGCAAGAGGAUUAAUAAAGCUCAAU
Molecule: messenger RNA, 2268 nt
Organism: Aspergillus caelatus
Lineage: Eukaryota; Fungi; Ascomycota; Eurotiomycetes; Eurotiales; Aspergillaceae
Product: transcription factor domain-containing protein
Exons: 5
Coding region: 1-2109 (702 amino acids)
Biological process (GO): DNA-templated transcription; regulation of DNA-templated transcription
Molecular function (GO): zinc ion binding; DNA binding; DNA-binding transcription factor activity, RNA polymerase II-specific
Source: RefSeq, a predicted model, not a curated record